AUGCAGCCUGCUUCCAAGACUCCUACCCACUCCAAGGUGAUCAUCAUUGGAUCCGGCCCUGCCGGCCACACCGCUGCCGUUUACCUUGCCCGUGCCAACCUCAUGCCCGUCAUGUUCGAGGGCAUGAUGGCCAACGGUUUCGCUCCCGGUGGACAGCUCACCACCACCACCGACGUCGAGAACUACCCAGGUUUUCCUGAGGGAAUCAUGGGUGGUGAGAUGAUGGACAAGUUCCGUGAGCAGUCUGUCCGUUUCGGAACCGAGAUCCACACCGAGACCAUCGGCAAGGUCGACUUGACUACCCAGCCCAUCAAGCUCUGGCGCGAGGGCGAGGAGGACAACGAGGAGCCUACCGAUACCGCCAACUCUGUCAUCAUUGCCACUGGUGCCUCUGCCAAGCGCAUGAACUUGCCCGGCGAGGAGACCUACUGGCAGGCCGGUAUCUCCGCCUGCGCUGUCUGCGAUGGUGCUGUCCCUAUCUUCAGAAACAAGCCCUUGGCUGUCGUUGGAGGCGGUGACUCCGCCGCUGAGGAGGCCGUCUACCUCACCAAGUAUGCCUCGCACGUCUACGUUUUGGUCCGCCGUGACAAGCUUCGUGCCUCCAAGGUCAUGGCCAACCGUCUCUCGAGCCACCCCAAGGUCACCAUUCUCUACAACACCGCCCCUAUCGAGUGCAAGGGUGACGGCAAGUUGCUCGGCUCUCUCGUCCUCCAGGACACCGUCACCAAGGAGACCCGCUCGUUGGAUGUCAACGGUCUCUUCUACGCCAUUGGCCACGUCCCCGCCACUGCCCUGUUCAAGGGUCAGUUGAACUUGGAUGAGGAUGGUUACAUCAAGACCAUCCCUGGCUCGACCGAGACCAACAUCCCCGGUGUCUUUGCUGCCGGUGAUGUCCAGGACAAGAAGUACCGCCAAGCCGUCACCUCUGCCGGAACUGGAUGCAUGGCCGCCCUCGACUCUGAGAGAUGGUUGGAGGAGCACUACCCUGAGCAGCACUAA
Molecule: messenger RNA, 999 nt
Organism: Linnemannia hyalina
Lineage: Eukaryota; Fungi; Mortierellomycota; Mortierellomycetes; Mortierellales; Mortierellaceae
Source: the annotation of a GenBank genome assembly